This is a messenger RNA of Penicillium lagena, 849 nucleotides long. RefSeq lists its product as uncharacterized. Gene Ontology annotation, biological process: retrograde vesicle-mediated transport, Golgi to endoplasmic reticulum. The record is from RefSeq and is a predicted model, not a curated record. The transcript is spliced from 2 exons. Bases 1 to 849 code for a protein of 282 amino acids. Lineage: Eukaryota; Fungi; Ascomycota; Eurotiomycetes; Eurotiales; Aspergillaceae.
AUGUCAACCCCGGAGGAAUCUCCCGCCCAGCGAGCGGCGCGCCUGCGCCGAGAGCGCCGCGAGACCAAGAUCAGGGAUGGAGGAUCACAGCGGCUGAACAAGAUCACCAGCCUCGCUGGACGGAAACCCCAACCCCCCAGCCUGCUGCCGCCAGCGCAUCCCCAUCCCCCCGCGCCUCAAAUCCGACCCUCGCCCUCCCCCCAACCAGACAUGCAGUCUGCAGAGAGCCUCCGCGCCCAGCAGGAAGCCUUUCGCGCCUUGCUCCGCCAAUCGGCCCCCGAGCCCGGCCAGGACCAGCAACAACCAGGCGACAUGCCAGAAGACCCUACCAUAAAACUUCUCAAUUCCCUCCUCGGCGCCAUGCCCGGUGAUCCCAACGCCGCCCCUCCUCCCGGCGCGCCUCCCCAGCCCCCAGGCCAGCAGCCGCCAGGCCUCUCACCUGCCGACAUCGCCUCCGCACUCGGUGUACCACCCUACCUAGCCAAUAUGCUGGGCGGUAAACAGCCGCCGACGGAGCAGGAGCAGAAGCGACAGCGGGUGUUGAAGACGUUGCAUGUUCUUUUCGCGGUCGUGGUGUCUGUGUACUUGCUUUUCGUAAUCGGGAAGUCGGUUGCUACCUUUGGAUUUCCGCCGCCAAAGCCCGCGACGGCUCAGAAUCCCUGGACCGUGUUUGUUACGGGGGAAUUGGUGCUCUCCGGUGGGAGGGUCCUGCUUGCUGGGAAACAGGGUGGUCUCGGUAUGGCGGUGCAGCUGGUUAGGGACGUUAUCCGCGAUGGAAGUCUUGUUCUGUUUGUGCUCGGCAUGGGCACAUGGUAUCAUAGCGAGUGGCAGACUGCUGCCGUGUACUAG